GUAAACUCACGAUAAAAUUGAUUGUUAGUCAGUGAUUCCAUGUGCGUGAAGAUAAAUGAAUCAUACGUGAGGAAUCAAUUGUAAUUGAAAAAUAAAUAGAGAAAGGAAAGAAGAAAAAGUGAGAUACGAGGACGUUAAGUUUUUCAGUCUUGCCUUUUUUUGGAAAAUGAUUCCAUGGCUGUCCAUGAUUCUUCUGGUAAAACUGAAGAAAGAAGGAUGAAGAAGAGUAGAAAUAGAGGAAUGAGGAAAUUGGUGGUAGGAUGAGAAGGAUUAGGUAGCAUAGCUGAAAAGACACGACGAGAAAGCCAAAGUCGGUGAAAGCAAGCAAACGACUUGCUAGUACGGCAAGUGUUCGAUCCGAGCGUGACAGACGUCGCUUGGCACUUGUAACAUCCACGUGCAUUAAAAUUUUAUUUUAUAUAUACAUUUUUUUUUCACUUCUGACUGAUCUUGACAGUGGUAAUUGGUUGGCAAUUAGUGGUUUGAUUGUUUAUUAAUGCGGCAAUUUUUAUUUUGAAUCAUUGUUGUUUUGGUGCUGUGGUUGUGGAAAGAAUUUAUGUGAACGAUGACAAAUUUGUGGAGGGUUGAUUGAUUUCUUCAUACACUGAGUUAAAUUUUUGGUGGAUGAUGCUGCUGAGAUUCAUUGCAAGGAAAUCAAUUGCUCAAAAUGACAAAUAUGCUGUUUUUGAAGCAGCUAUUGUCGUGUUUGUAUUCAACUUCAUCGUCGAAAUUCAGGGAAGAAAUGUUUAUGGAACAGAACUUGGUGACAGGCCUCAAGAACAGUUUGCGUAUUCGAGAUCCAGGAGUUUUUCGAGGGAUCAAUUUUUUCCGGUUGUGAGAAAACGGCUUAGUAUUGAUAGAUAUUUUGACGGUAGUGAUGAUUUUAGUGGUAGUAAUAAUCAUAAUAAUAAUAAUAAUAAUAAUAAUAAUAAUAAUAAUAACAAUAGUAAUAACAAUAUAAAUAGCAGAAUUGAGAAGAAAGAAAUUAGAAGAACGCAAAAAAAUGAUGUGCAGAGGUUAACAGAAUUCAAAAAUAAGCCGCAGAGCAAAUUAAUCGAGGAGGAAUUUACGGACGUCCAAAUUGAAAAGCUGCAAAAUUUUGGGGAAGACGAUGAUACUAAGAAUGAAUUGGAGAAGCUUUUGGACGAAUUGAGGGGUUCAGAUGGCAGCAAAAUUGAGGAACAAUCAAGUGAGCGUGGACGUCGUGGUAGAAGAAGAAAACUUAGCAGCCAUGAACAAGGAAUUCUACUUGUGGAGACUCUGAAGAAGAAGAAAAAUUACACUAGUUACGACGACCAUCGGGGGCAUGCGGCGAAUCUUAACAGUGGAAUAAUGGACAUGCUUGGGAGAAUGAUUCCUCAAACGUGCAAAUAUAAAGGCGCCAAAUUCGAAUGUGGUUUAAGUAUCAGCUGCGUGUUGAGUGGGGGACGACCUGUUGAUUUAUGCUCCGGUGGUCUCAUUUGGAGCUGUUGUGUUGAUGAUGAUGAUAUCCCGGAAAAAGAGCCUUCGAGACCUACAUCUGGAGUCCUGCAAAAUGCCACGUUUUCAAUGAUCUUGGGGAAUCAACGACCUUAUGUGGAAGACGAUGUGAAAAUAUAUGGAAACGGACUGGCUCAGCGACCCCAUCGACCAAAUUCUCAUCAAAGUGGUGACAAUAGUGGACUUUACGGGUCUACUUACUCGGCUUGGGAGCAAGAUCGGCCCAACGAUUUGUCUUCUUUUGAUCGCCCUAACUAUGCCAGUCAUCCUGACACUAGUUAUCCAAAUAACUUUUAUCCUGAUGAUGAUUACAACACUCGUCCAGUUGUUGGAGGGACUGAAGAUUAUCAGAAUAAUGCACAGGAUCAGUCCAAGUACCGUGGCUGCGGAGAGCUCUACACGAGAAGUAACAGGAUCGUGGGUGGACAUAGCUCCAGCUUCGGCAGUCAUCCAUGGCAGGCGGCAAUAAUAAAAUCAGGUUUUCUGACAAAAAAAUUGUCAUGUGGAGGGGCAUUAUUAAAUAACCGUUGGGUUGUCACUGCUGCUCAUUGCGUUGCAACAACUCCAAACAACAAUCUAAAAGUAAGAUUAGGUGAAUGGGACGUGAGGGACGGCAGUGAAAAACAGCUGCACGAAGAAUACAACAUAGAAAGAAAAGAGGUUCACCCUCAAUAUUCGCCAACGGACUUCCGGAAUGAUGUAGCUUUAGUGAAGCUUUCACGAGCGGUUGCUUUUAAACAACACAUUGUUCCAGUUUGUUUGCCUGCACGAAAUCUGAAACUUUCAGGACGCACUGCAACCGUAGCGGGCUGGGGAAGGACGCGACACGGUCAAAGUUCCUCUCCAAACGUUUUGCAGGAAGUUGAUGUCGAGGUUAUUCCUAAUGAACGGUGUCAGAGGUGGUUCAGAGCUGCCGGACGAAGAGAAACAAUCCAUGAUGUUUUUCUGUGCGCUGGUUACAAAGAAGGCGGCAGAGAUUCUUGUCAAGGUGACUCAGGUGGUCCUUUGACGAUGGCCGUUGAAGGCAGACAUGUUUUGAUAGGCUUGGUCUCUUGGGGAAUUGGUUGUGGCCGUGAACAUUUACCAGGGGUUUAUACAAAUAUACAGAAAUUCGUACCGUGGAUCGACAAAGUUAUGAGUUGAGAUGUUGUCAGCAAUUAUUAAAUAGUAAUAAUUAUUGUCUUUAUUUAUUUAUUGUCAUAAUUGUUAAUGCCGGCCAACCUCAUCUCUACUCGUUUUUUCUGAUCAUGUAAGAUUAGAAUUUUUUUUUCUUGUAGAUAUGUUGUACAAUUUAUAAUAAUUAUCAAGCCCGUCUUUUUCAUAACUAUUAAACUUAGUUAAAAAUUUUUUUGCGAUAAUUUAUUGUUUUAUAAAAAAAUGCUUGAG
Cotesia congregata is the source of this 2865-nucleotide messenger RNA. The record is from the annotation of a GenBank genome assembly. NCBI's taxonomy places the organism in Eukaryota, Metazoa, Arthropoda, Insecta, Hymenoptera, Braconidae.